This is a messenger RNA of Solanum tuberosum (potato), 652 nucleotides long. RefSeq names its product protein EARLY FLOWERING 4-like. Gene Ontology annotation, biological process: entrainment of circadian clock; positive regulation of circadian rhythm. Gene Ontology annotation, cellular component: nucleus. Bases 157 to 492 code for a protein of 111 amino acids. The transcript has a single exon. The record is from RefSeq and is a predicted model, not a curated record. NCBI's taxonomy places the organism in Eukaryota, Viridiplantae, Streptophyta, Magnoliopsida, Solanales, Solanaceae.
AUUUAAGUGUCUUUGACCUCUUUUUGGUCAACAUUGUCACCAAUAGUUAAUUCAAGACUUAAAGGAUACAUUUCCUUCAAUUUUCUCGAGAGAGUGUGUGUUUCUCUCAUGUCAGAAAUAAAUGUUUCAUUAUAUGAUUGAAUCGACAUCAGCAACAUGGAAGACACUUUUAAGCGCCAUCGUCAAACCCUAGCCAAACUUCAAUCCCUCACCACUAACGACCGCCGGCGCCCUCAUGACAACGGAGAUCUCAGUACAGAGGAAGGCAACUCCGAGAUGUGGAACAACUUCUCCAACAGAUUCCGGCAGGUGCAAUCGGUGUUGAAUCGGAACAGAUCAUUGAUACAGCAAGUCAAUGAAAAUCAUCAGUCCAGAACGAAUGACAAUAUGGUGCAAAACGUGAGCCUGAUUCAGGAGCUUAAUGGCAACAUUUCUAAAGUAGUUUCUCUCUAUUCUUAUAUUUCCACCAAUUUUUCAACCAUGUUUGGUUAAGAAAACGACGCCAUUGGAGACGAAACCAACAACCAGAGACACUACUGAUGCUUCUCUUAAUUGAAUAAUUCCCUCAAUAUCUUCAGAGGUCAAAUUUAUCUUUAACCUUUUGGUUGGCUCAUAGCGUGUGUAUUUCAUAAGCAUGUUUGUAUUAAGGUUU